ACAAUUCGAGCUUCAACAACCACAAUGCAACAAGAACGAAUCACAAUAGAACUCCGGCAAUGACCUCUGAGAGCUAGAUAGUUUGCAUAUCAUGAUGUCUCUCCUCUCCGUUCCAACGACAUCAGCGCUCCCUUCCUCGCAACUUAUCCCCGCGUCACACCCCGCAGUCACCAGAAUCCUCUACCGACUCACGCGGCCCUCACUGCUCUCCCUGGUCCUCGACUGGCUUGACGAGCGCAAUCAAGAGACUUCAGGCCCCUAUCUGCUAUCAUCAGACGACGAAGACGACGAGCAAGACUUUUAUCCACCCGCAUCUUCCCUCGCAGCCCUCCGCGAAAUCUACACAGACCUACAAGCACGAAAGGGAUCAAAACGAGAUGUGGUGGACCGAAUACUUGAAGGAGACUGGCGAUAUGGCAUAUCUCUAUACCAAUUGGCAAUGGCAGACAUGCAAUACCUCUACGACCACCCGGCGUCCCAGAAAUGGACUGCGCUGAAGAUUGUACGAUUAUCCGGCGAAUAUAUUGCGCCGAAUGACAAAGAACACCCUUCGAUACCCCGCUUCCAUCCUGCGACUUUCCUGCGGAAUCUACAAAGAGAAGCGCUGCCAGACGUCAAAGCGCAUUACAAUCUGGAUCGGCAUCCCACCCUGCCUCUCCUAAUCCUUCGAGUGUUCAUCCUUGAAAGUCCGUACAAUACAGGUCUUGCGCUACAUUCAGCAAAGGAAAGGACGACGUUCGAUGCAAGCAAGACAUUCUAUGUAGCUUUCCCGGAUUUCUCACCGUACAUAUACGUUUCUCUCGCAGCUACGAGUUCCUCCGCCCCUGGCUCGGUAUCCUCUUCAGCGGACAACAAAAGUUUACGAAAGUUGAUGUUAGAAGGCAUCCCCAAAGCAUUCAGCAAACCGCGCGAUCGUUUUAAGCUGGAGGGUACAAGUCUCAGUGCGAAGAAUUUGGAUGUUUUGGUCGAACGUAGGGGAGGGGGGAGGAUGAAUGCUGCGGGCGGGGGAUGGGGUGUUUAUGCUGAAGAUAAGAAGAAGGAGAGUGACAAUCCGUUGAAUGUGCAACUUCCUACACCAGAAUCAUCGAUCUUGGAGGAUGAUCAAGAGGACAAGGAUUCUGCAGAAAAGAAGUCGGGUAUGAAGCGUAAAAGAGUCGAGGAUCCAUCGGUGGUGAAAAGGAGAAAAUUGGUUGCCAGAGGGAGAUUUGGGAAGUCUGCCAAAGCGGACGAUGGGAAAGGGAUCGAGAGGCUGGAUGUUCGUCUUGAAGACCACUUCCCCACUGUCUCUGCCUUGGCGGACGACGAUGUCGAAGCAGAGGAAGGCACAGAACCUGCAAGGAAGGACAAGAAACAUAAGGGCAGGAGGAGUACCAUAACCCUUGAACUCGACAGAAUGGAAGACGUGGAUGAAUUGGCUGAUGAUGGAUGGAGACCAGAUAUACGAAUCACGUUCCACGGUCAACAUGUAUUUGCCGGGAUCAGGGAGCUGAUCGAAGCUGGUAUUGUUGAUGGGGAGAAGAUGCCUGGAUGGAUGACGGGCGAGGAAGGGGUUAGUGUUGGUGUUGUGAAAGAUGGAAGGAUCAGAGGUAAUAAGGGGAGUGGAUUGUAAGCAUAGGCAUGGAUAUUGAUUGUAUUAUGUAUGGAUUUGACGACUUGAUGUGGCGUUUUGGGCAUCUGGGAGGGAAGAUAUCCAGGAAGCAUAGUGGCAGUGGGACGCGAAAACGGAAGGGGAACAAAUAACCCCCGAAAUUCAAAUGCCACACACGUCUGUUCUCAGGUCUGUCCCCCCGGUAAAUGUAUAGAGAGAAUGGGCUUAAAUUUGAGCAAGGUCAUGUCGUCUAGUGUUCUGUGAAGACAUGAUCGAAAUCGU
Molecule: messenger RNA, 1870 nt
Organism: Hyaloscypha bicolor E
Lineage: Eukaryota; Fungi; Ascomycota; Leotiomycetes; Helotiales; Hyaloscyphaceae
Product: CHL4-domain-containing protein
Exons: 1
Coding region: 92-1609 (505 amino acids)
Biological process (GO): chromosome segregation; CENP-A containing chromatin assembly
Source: RefSeq, a predicted model, not a curated record